Eriocheir sinensis (Chinese mitten crab) is the source of this 820-nucleotide messenger RNA. RefSeq names its product mastermind-like domain-containing protein 1. The coding region runs from base 53 to 814 and encodes 253 amino acids. NCBI's taxonomy places the organism in Eukaryota, Metazoa, Arthropoda, Malacostraca, Decapoda, Varunidae. The transcript is spliced from 4 exons. The record is from RefSeq and is a predicted model, not a curated record.
GCUGCUGGACUAGAAGGGUUGGUAUCGUGGGAUGCUGUAAGGCGACGGCGGCAUGGAGGGAGCCAAGGACAACAAGCUGCUGUCCAUGCACCGCCUGAGCCCCACGCCCUUCUCCUCAGACGAGGGCGCAGAGAGUGGGGACGACAGUGAAGAGGACAUCGUCACCAACUACCUGCCGGGGUCGGCGGGGGCGCCUCUGGUGGGCAGGGAGGGGCCAGCCACGUCCUCUCAUCACCACCACCACCACCAUCACCACCAGCUUCUGCUGUUCAAUCAGCAGCAACAACCACAGCCACAUCAGCAGCAGGCACAGCAGAAGCCUAAGCCACAACUCACGAUGCAGCACCAGCAGCAGCACCAUCACCACCAGCAGCAGCAACAGCCCAUGGUGGCCAGCGUGUUGCCCAUCCACGCCCACGCCCAUGGCCCGCCGCGCCGCCUCGUGCGCAUGGCGGAGAUCCCCACCAUGGACUCUAUCACGGCGGAGAGCCUGGGCAUGGGCGUGAGUGUGGGGCCCGCGGACGCCUUCAUUCCGCCCAUCCCCACCAUCAGCAUCACGCCGCACUCGCCCAUCGCCCACAAGCCCUUCACGGUGCUCGACGAGAACAUCCGCCAGCUGCAGGGCAUCCAGGCGACGAUUCAGCGGAUGAGGGAGACCAACUUGACAGUGAAGGUGAGUGUUGCUUUGUCCGGCUUGGUGCGGGCGGCUGUCACGUGCUCCGGGGGGCCACUGACGUGUCGAGGUGUCUUGGUGAAGUCCGCUUUCUGCUUGCACCCCCUCCAGGAAAGUUGUGACGUGUGCUUCUGUCUUUAAAAGGAC